AUGUUGAAAAUUGGAUGCGUUCUACCGUUUAAUACAAAUUUAUCAGAUACUGCUUCGCUUUCGUAUAAAAGGACGACGAGACACCUUCAAAGCCAGUUCGAAACCAACAGUAUCCAGUCCAACAUCUCAAGAAAAGGAAGCAAACACAGCGGAAGAGCAGCUAAUAUGUAUUACUGGAAUUUUCCACUUCUAGUAUUACUUUGUAUUUUGAAUCCGAUAAAAUCUGAACAAUACCUUGCCGAUGGAAGAAACUACGAAUCAUUGAACUCGAUCUUGCCUGAUACUAGAAUUUGGGAACGCAGAAAUACUCGUCCCGAGGUUUCCACCGACCGUAUUCGGGAAUUAAAGCAUUUUCGAGAAGAUGGAAGAAAUUUUAAUUCGCCAGCGAGAAAUUCCCAAGUGAAUCGCCAAAUCGGAAUAGAUGGAAGUCGAUUUGAUUUAUCUCAAACUUUUGAUGGUCGUGUAGCUGGCCCACAACAAAGACGUAGCCGUACAAAUAUCCGCCAGAUACAGGCUGAGAGAAAUCAUUAUAAUCGACUAGCAAGGGCCACUCAAGCUCGACCCUUGUCCACAGAAAGAUUUGAAAACCGAAACAGAAUUACACGCAAUAUCAGAAACGUAGAUGUUGUUACAAUUGAGUCCCGUACCGAUGAAUCGGUGAUUCGAAGAUCUUUGCGUACAACACAAGAACGGGAUUCUAUUAAUAUAGCACGAAGACCGACUAGCGAAAUAAGACAAGGAACCGCUCGACGAUCAGACGACCGUGAAACAGUCCGUGAAAAUCGAAAUCUUGGUAAGAGACAAAUUUCGAACGAAAGAAGAGAACGUGUAGCAAAUAGAAGGACAUUAACAACACAACCUAACUCUGAAAGAGAAACAUCAAUUUCAUGUUUAAGAGACUACUUUCAGAGAGUCAGAGAAAUAAGUGAUCAAGGUAACCAAAGGAUUUAUGCACAUUCAAUGACUAGACUAAACGAAGUAGAUUCAAGAAACUCACCUGCAAUGAAUGGUAUCGAGUUGAGCCGGGAAAGACUAGAAAUUAGAAGGACAAGAGAUGAAUCAAGGCACAUUGAAAGAAGGCUUUUUACUAGCCGAUUUUCCAGUGAUAAUGAACGUCGACAAAACGCUAUCUAUGUAGGCACAUCUAGAUCUAAAAGUCUUCCAGAAAAUAAUAGACGCAGUGUACCUUUUAUCCAACGCCGAAUAACCAAUGAGAGGAACGAUGUAAGAAAUGUUGACAGGCGCAGCUUUCGAGCUGUAAGAGAAUCUACUGAACUGAGAUUGACUAUGGAAAGAGAUAUCGUUGAACGGCGGACAGUAAGAAGCGAUCGGUCCCGUGAAAGGCAUUCUGCACGGGAAAAUCAAGGUAUGGAACGCGAUCUUUCUCUGAAUUACGAACGUUCAGAACGCAGAGAGGGUAGAAUCAAGAAACAACAAAAUACUGAACGAAUUGAACUAAGACAAACUGGCAGGCGAGAAAUCAAUGAAAAUCAGCGGGUAGUUCGCGAACAACGUGAUAACGCCCUGAGUUCAACGGAUAGAAGAGCUAUCAGAUUGACUACGAAGAGAUUGAGAGUUGAUAUAACGACCAGGGUUGCUAGACAGGACAAGAACGAUGCAAGACAUACUUCUAGACGUUUAAGUGUAUUGCGUCAACAAUCUCCUUCAAGAAACGCAAGAACCACUAGGGAAAAUAGAGAGGAUGGCAGGAGGAAUGUUGUUGACAGGAGUUCAGCAGAAAUACGAGAUAUAAGGAUCGGGCAUACCGAAAACAAGGAAUUUAGACUUAUCACAAGUCGAUUACAAUCAGAAAGGUCUGACAAAAAUACGAAUAGAAUAAUAGAAAGAGCCGCACAAAACUUAAAUGAAAGACUAGAGGAGAGGAACCAUAAUUCUCUUAGACAGCGUGUGAGGACCUCUAGGGAAAGACAAAUUUCAGCCAAUGAUGACCGAAAUACUUUAAGAUUGUCCUCAAGAAUCGAUCAUGUACGAAGUGCACGAACUUCAAAAGACAACACCAUUAUCUACGACCAGUCGAGGACGAUGCUUAUUUCCAGUGACAAAACUGAAAGUUCCUUACCCAAUUGUUGGUCACUUAUUUUAUACACCCUACAAGCGAUUUACAUAUGCCACUUGAUCUUAAAGGUCAGGAAUGAAAAAGGAUCUAGUAAAAAGUUAUGGACCUCAAGCUGGCUCUCCUUCCCUAGCAUCAAAGUGGACUAA
This is a messenger RNA of Leptosia nina, 2223 nucleotides long. The record is from the annotation of a GenBank genome assembly. NCBI's taxonomy places the organism in Eukaryota, Metazoa, Arthropoda, Insecta, Lepidoptera, Pieridae.